This is a messenger RNA of Nylanderia fulva, 1965 nucleotides long. The record is from RefSeq and is a predicted model, not a curated record. NCBI's taxonomy places the organism in Eukaryota, Metazoa, Arthropoda, Insecta, Hymenoptera, Formicidae.
UUGACAUGUCUAUGAUUUUUGCCGGCUCGCGAGUUCCGGAGGCGAGUGCGCGAUCAGCUGUUGCCUGAAAAUAAACUCAAGGGAAGAGAAUAGAGAAUGUUGUUGCACAGGGCGAGGUCUUUGUUUCGCGGCGCGACUAUUCUCAAAGAGACGAACGCAAUAUCCAGACCCAUCCUCCGGUCGUCGAUAACCACGCCAUCCGGGGCGAUCCUGCCCGAACCGAAGAGGACUCCGUUCAGUUUUCUGGGCGUCGUCAGCAGCGUCGUCUUUGGCCUCCUGGUGGGCGCCACGAUCAGCAAGAACAUAGCCAACUUCCUGGAGGAGAACGAUCUCUUUGUUCCCUCCGAUGACGACGACGACGACGACGAUGAUUAGUACAACGAUCAGCAUUUAGCUUCGUUGUAAUUGUUGAAUCAGCCAGUGUUAGACAUGCUCUUAAUGCUAAUGAGUCGUUUGAUGCCACAGUGAUACAAGAGCAGUAAUGAUACGAAUUCAAGUAAUGCAGGGAGAGAAAUUUCUUCGCUUAUGCAACUUAGGUAUCUUAUUUAUGAUAUACUCUAAUACCUGAGAGAGAUUAUGUAAAUUAUCAUAGAAAUAUUUAUUUAUACAGUUGUUGGAAGCUAAGUAGAUCUUUUAAAAAAAUCUAUGUAUAAACUUUGCUGUUGUUGUGCAUGACUUGGCGCAAGACACUCUAUUGUGUCUUGAUCUAAAUAUAAUAUAUAUAUAUAUAUAUAUAUAAUGUAUAUAAAUAAAUUGAAUUAUAUGUUAAAUACAGUGUAAGUAAUACAAAAACGCUCGUUAUGGCAUCUAUACAAUCGAGUGGCGUUUUAUAUCAGAUGUACAUGCUAUUAUAAUUACACGUAUCUCUUUUCAGUCUUCGAUGAAUAUUCACAAAUUUCUAAAUGCGAUUUUCAAUAGCCUGCUUAGAAUUGACAUUUUAAUAAUAUUUACUAGAGGCGCAUAGCACAAAUCUAGAAAACUCGUGAAAAGACUCUAUUUCAACUCUUUUAACACUAUACAAAUAAUGAAUUUAUCCUUCUUACAAAAAGAUUGAUAUUUCCCCCUAAAAAAAAGCUUUUUUAAUAUUACAAUUCGACGAUAAAAUUUGUAUCACAAUUCAUCGAAUAAUUUAAAAAAUGUGUACAAUCACAUUAGUUAUCUGAAACAAAAUUGUAAGAAAUAAAAGCAGAUACACAGUCUAGUCUGUACGAAAGUUCAUAAAUAUGUGUAUAAAUAAAUAAAUAAGUCUUGUUGAAUACACAGAACACAGAUUAUAAUGAAUAAGGCAGAUAAAUCUUCUUUUUAGUGUGUAAUAAAGUAGAAGAGAAUCUCAUCACAAAGAAUCUUGUUAAAGUCCAAAAUACAAGUUUUUUUGAUAGAAAAACUGUAUCAGACAUAAAUCGAACAAGUGCCCAUCUACUGAUAAAAUAAAUCUGGAUUGAAUUAUAUACGCCAAACAGAUUGAUCCAUAGUAGUAAAUAAUAUGUGCUCAAGAUAGCAUAAAGAAUUAUUCAAGUUAGUCAAAAGCAAUCGCGAAAAUAUAAGCUUCGUAAAUUAGAUAUAUUAUUAUUUAGUGAGCAAUUAUCAUAUUUUCUCAUUUAGAUCGAUUGUUUGCAUCAAAGAUACACAGAUUAUUGCGAUGGAUUGACUUCCGUUUGAUUGCGAAGUGCGAGUAAAAACGAGAAAAACAAGAUCGCGAUACAUUACAAAUCUAAUGUUACGCUUGUGUUCAUUUGACCUGUGUAUAAAACUAUUCCAAACCUUAAGCGUAGAGAGUGAAAACUGACUCGAUUUUACUGCGGCGGUCUUUUGUGUAAACCCCAACCGUGAAAACAUUUCGUGAAUCUCCUGGAUUCCUUACCUUUGGCAGUUAAAAAUAACUUACGGGGUUUCUCGGGUUGCUUCACGCGCAAGUGUUGAAUAUAUACCUGAAAAAUAAAUGAUAUAUUGAUCAAUUUUACAUUA